AUGGGUCCCGAAGUUCAUAGCGCGUCCACUCAAAAACUCGUAGACAACCUUUCAGCCAAGCUUAGACGAAGGCAAAUCGUGGGCUCGCGAGCUGCCGCAUUGGAAACUCUCCUCGUUCUUCGACAAAUCGUCUCGAAAGCCCGGUUCUCCAAUAUCGAUCAGUUGGUGGAGAUAAUCAGACAUGCUGGCCGCCAGUUAGUGGAGGCUCAACCGAAAGAGCAUACCGUAGGGAACACUGUGCGCAAAGUACUACAUCAUAUCAGAGAAGAGUACAACACAGCAACACAUGGAGGUGCUUUGGCGCAACCCCGUAGUGCAUUCUCUAUAGCGAAGUUCCUUGUCCAAGGCCAGCCUAGACAGCAAAAUGUUGCACUCAAAUCAUCAGACAACAAGCAGCCACUCAAGGAGAACGAUGCUGAUGACCCUGAUUCGUUUGCUAAAGGCCUCAAACCUGUCCUUAUGGAGGCUAUCCAAGACGUUUUGGACGAACUGGAGACAGUCUACGAUAAUGUGUCAAAAAAUGCCAAAGAUCAUAUCCACUCUGACGAAAUAAUACUCACGCUUGGGAUGUCGCGAACAGUGGAAGCCUUUCUGAAAUCUGCCGCGCACCAUCGAAACUAUACUGUCAUUGUGGCGGAGACAGGUCCAUCGUAUAGCGGUCACGAUAUGGGGAAAGCCUUAUCCUCAUCCGGAAUAUCGACCUUCUUGGUACCAGACUCCUCAAUAUUUGCCUUGAUGUCCCGAGUGAACAAAGUAAUAAUCGGCGCUCACGCUAUUCUCGCGAAUGGUGGUAUAUUUGCCGUUUCAGGAUCACUCCUUGCCGCGACAGCAGCACGGGAACACAGUACGCCGAUAGUGGUAUGUGCAGGGCAAUUCAAGUUCACCCCCUUGUGGAAUUUAUACCACGAAUACGGCGCCCUCGACUUCGGCGAUCCGAGCAACGUCUUGGGAUUCGAAGAGGGCGAUCUGGUGGACAAAGUCGACGUCGUCAAUCCAUACUACGAUUACGUUCGCCCGGAACUAAUAGAUGUCUUUAUAACUAACUACGGGGACCACCCUCCAUCCUCAAUAUACCGGUUGAUCAAGGAAACGUACGACGACGAGGACAUUGAGUUGUAG
This is a messenger RNA of Pleurotus ostreatus (oyster mushroom), 1119 nucleotides long. RefSeq names its product GCD complex subunit gcd7 (gene GCD7). Bases 1 to 1119 code for a protein of 372 amino acids. Gene Ontology annotation, molecular function: guanyl-nucleotide exchange factor activity; translation initiation factor activity. The transcript is spliced from 7 exons. NCBI's taxonomy places the organism in Eukaryota, Fungi, Basidiomycota, Agaricomycetes, Agaricales, Pleurotaceae. The record is from RefSeq and is a predicted model, not a curated record. Gene Ontology annotation, cellular component: eukaryotic translation initiation factor 2B complex. Gene Ontology annotation, biological process: translational initiation.